AUGCAGGAAGACGCUCUGAAGCUGGUGCUGCUGGCGCUGGAGGACGGCUCGGCUCUCUCGCGGAAGGUUCUGGUGCUGUUUGUGGUGCAGAAACUGGAAGCGCGCUUCCCUCAGGCGUCUAAGACCAGCAUCGGUCAUGUAGUGCAGCUGCUGUACCGCGCCUCCUGCUUUAAGGUGACCAAACGUGAUGAAGACUCCUCCCUCAUGCAGCUCAAGGAGGAGUUUCGCACUUACGAAGCCCUGCGCCGCGAACACGAUGCUCAGAUCGUUCACAUCGCAAUGGAAGCGGGACUGCGCAUCUCACCGGAGCAGUGGUCGUCUCUGCUGUACGGGGAUCUCAUGCACAAAUCUCACAUGCAGUCAAUCAUAGACAAG
Sinocyclocheilus rhinocerous is the source of this 375-nucleotide messenger RNA. RefSeq names its product roquin-2-like. The record is from RefSeq and is a predicted model, not a curated record. Gene Ontology annotation, biological process: ubiquitin-dependent protein catabolic process; protein polyubiquitination; nuclear-transcribed mRNA catabolic process, deadenylation-dependent decay. The annotation marks the transcript as partial. The transcript is spliced from 2 exons. NCBI's taxonomy places the organism in Eukaryota, Metazoa, Chordata, Actinopteri, Cypriniformes, Cyprinidae. Gene Ontology annotation, cellular component: cytoplasmic stress granule. Gene Ontology annotation, molecular function: double-stranded RNA binding; mRNA binding; ubiquitin protein ligase activity.